Esox lucius (northern pike) is the source of this 2373-nucleotide messenger RNA. Its product is annotated as zinc finger CW-type PWWP domain protein 1. Gene Ontology annotation, cellular component: nucleus. The coding region runs from base 286 to 2373 and encodes 695 amino acids. The record is from RefSeq and is a predicted model, not a curated record. NCBI's taxonomy places the organism in Eukaryota, Metazoa, Chordata, Actinopteri, Esociformes, Esocidae. Gene Ontology annotation, molecular function: zinc ion binding. The transcript is spliced from 14 exons.
AAGCUGUCUUUUCGAAACAAAUCUAGGUAUCGUCAUUGACAGUUUCCCAAUCAAUACAGUCACCUGCAUGAGGAGCAGGUAGCCAGGACUUGGCACGAGACCGUGACAAGUGGCGGUAACUGUAACUAACGCGCAAGUCCUUAUUAGAUUAGUGUCGCUCGCCGCUCGAAGUCACUUCAUAACACCGCCACAAAUUGGCAUUUUUACAAUACAAACCCUUCCAUUUUACCAGAGAUACCUUAAUUCAACAGGAUAGACGAUCUACACAUCUCAUCUGCAAUAAUAAUGGACACAGUUGCGGGUCAGAAAGUGAAACUGAAGUUUGCACUACCAGUGCCUCUUAAAAAGAAGUCAGGCCUGGAAGAGAAAGAAGAGGACAAGAAAAGGAAAGAAGAGAGGUAUAAAAAGAAUGGAAACACACAUGUAAGAGAGAGGAAAGCAUGGGGAUUCUCAGUUCAAGAUACAGGAGGAGAAAGAGGAGUAGUGAGCAAGUCCUGUGAGUCAGUGAUGAAGGGAGGAGAGAGAGGAGUACUGAGCAAGGCUUGUGGGUCAGUGAUGAAGGGAGGAGAGAGAGGAGUACUGAGCAAGGCCUGUGGGUCAGCGAAGAAGGGAGAAGGAGAGAGAGGAGUACUGAGCAAGGCCUGUGGGUCAGUGAAGAAGGGAGAAGGAGAGAGAGGAGUACUGAGCAAGGCCUGUGGGUCAGUGAAGAAGGGAGAAGGAGAGAGAGGAGUACCGAGCAAGGCCUGUGGGUCAGUGAAGAAGGGAGAAGGAGAGAGAGGAGUACCGAGCAAGGCCUGUGGGUCAGUGAAGAAGGGAGAAGGAGAGAGAGGAGUACUGAGCAAGGCCUGUGGGUCAGUGAAGAAGGGAGAAGGAGAGAGAGGAGUACCAAGCAAGGGAGAAGGACAAAUAAAUAAAAAAUUGACAUACAGGAAGUCUGAGGCUGUGAAAGCAGUAUUUAAAGGGUCUCUCAAGCAGAAAGAAAAUGAGGGAACGAAUGUGAAGAAGAGAAAACUGAAGAGUAAAGUUAAUCAACAUAAUAAGGAGUCAGAUUCAGGAAAGGAGAGACUGACCAUAAAUAUGAAGAUAGAGAAUGGAGAGAAUGAAAAGGUCAGAAAGGAAAGAAAAGAGAUGAAAAAGAAGAGAGUGAGGAAUCAGACGGACAGCAUGAAGGUGCUCAGCCUAACAGACAGCCAGUAUGAUGAUAUCUUUGAGAGUGCCUCUGCUUUGUACACACCUGGAGACAGCUCUCUGGUUGACCAGUGGGUCCAGUGUAGUCUGUCUGUCUGUGGGAAGUGGAGGAGGGUACAGAGACAUGUUGACCUGGCUGUCCUGCCUGAAGACUGGACCUGCUCACAUAGUACAGGUCCUGGUCUGUGUGAGGCUGUGGAGGAAAGCUGGUCAGAAAAAGAAGGUGACAUCAUCAACAGCAGUCUGUUUCCUGGUUCUCUGGUCUGGGCUCAGCAGAGUGGAUAUCCCUGGUGGCCAGCGAUGAUAGAGAGAGAUCCAGACACCAGGACCUUCUGUCAGUUGAACCUCAAAAAAGAUCAGAACUCUUGCAGGUACCAUGUCACCUACCUGGGGAACCCGGUCAGCAGAGCCUGGGUGUGCCGAUCUAAAGUGAGAGAAUACUCAGCACUCACAGAGGAUGCCGUCACCACGGGGAAAUCUUUCCAGAGUUUCAGAAAGAAGUUGAAAGAAGCCAUUCAGAUGGCAACGCAGGCCCAGAGAGUUCCACUUAAAAAGAGGUUGUCAAGGUUUGGGUUUUGGACACGACGAGCAUCGGACAGAGAGAGUUCUGAAAGUGAAUUUGCAGAGGUGAUGGGCAUUCUGUUGGACGAUAAGAAGAGGAAGAAAUCAAACAACAUCAGAUAUAAGAAGCCUUUUAAGAGACUGCAUCAACAGAGUGACGGAGAGCAGAGAGAACCCAGGAAGAAAACCACGAGAGAAGAGAAGAGAGACAAGAAGACAGAGGGACGGGAGCUGAAGGAAACGAUGAGAGGCCUAAAGAGGAGUGGAGUGGAAGAAGGAGUAAAGAAAGGAAGAGAGGGAGAGGAUAGGAAGAGGUUCAGCGGUCUGAAGCCCAUCAGCAAGACUCCUUCAGCCCCUAACCUACACAUCCCUGACCAGACAGUGCCAGAGAGAGAGGAAGAGGAAGAGGUGGAGAAGGAGGGAGUGGUAGUCUCAGUAAAGAAUAAAAGAGAGAAAGAGGCCACUCAAAGAGAAGAAAGAAAUAAACUGAAAGAGAAGAUGAGCCAUUUCCUAGAUGAAGACAUGGAGAUUAUGGGCUGCAGAGAGGAGCUGAUGAAGAGACUGGCUCAGGAGAACAUGGAGGAGGAAGAUGACUUCUCUGUCAUGCUGUUUGAGGAGGAGUAG